AGCCAAGGAUCUUCUGCUUUGCUGUUCCGGACAGCCUCCAGAAGGGAUUACUGCACUCUUGAGAGAAAAGAGUCCUAAUUUAUCCAUUGGGGGACUGGCUGGCUGCCUCCACAGUUACGGCCUUAACGAGCAAUCUGGAAUAAUGGGAAGGGAGGCAGAAGCUCCCAAGAAGGAAGGCAGUUCAGUUUUUUAGCUGGUGGGAUGCAAGGGGCUUCCCUGCUGUGCCUUACAGGAGCUGACCGGUGUACAGACUAGUGUGUGAUGCCCUUGUCAGGCUGGAGCUCAGUACAAUGUGCCUGUCCCUUUAAAGCAGGGGAAAGCUGCUUCUCACACUCUGCCUCUGUGGGUGAAUGCAAGGCGCUGAGAUUGAGCUGCUUGAUGCCAGAUCAAGGGAAAGUGGAGCCAGAGCACAGUGAAAGGAGGGAGACGAGGAAACCUGCUGCAAAAGAGCACUCACAUUAGUGAAAUAGCAUUUCAGACAACCAUUGUGAUUUCAAAAUGCCUUUCCAUGUGGAGGGUCUGGUAGCUAUCAUUGUGUUCUACUUGGCAAUCCUGUUUGUUGGAAUAUGGGCUGCUUGGAGAACCAAAAACAGUGGAAGUGAUGGAGAUCGUAGUGAAGCUAUUAUAGUUGGUGGAAGAGACAUUGGCUUGCUGGUUGGUGGAUUUACCAUGACUGCCACCUGGGUUGGAGGAGGUUACAUCAAUGGGACAGCUGAGGCUGUCUAUGUGCCGGGAUAUGGACUGGCUUGGGCUCAGGCCCCCAUUGGAUAUUCCCUUAGUUUGAUUGUAGGUGGAUUAUUCUUUGCAAAGCCAAUGCGUUCCAAAGGUUAUGUGACAAUGUUGGACCCAUUUCAACAAAUUUAUGGAAAACGAAUGGGAGGGCUUAUUUUCAUACCUGCAUUAAUGGGGGAAAUGUUCUGGGCUGCAGCCAUCUUCUCUGCAUUAGGUGCUACCAUAAGUGUGAUCAUUGACGUCAACAUCAAUAUUUCAGUUAUUAUUUCUGCCCUAAUUGCAAUUCUGUACACACUUGUGGGGGGACUUUACUCAGUAGCCUACACUGAUGUGGUCCAGUUGUUCUGCAUUUUCCUAGGACUGUGGAUCAGUGUUCCAUUUGCAAUGUCCCAUCCUGCAGUGACAGACAUUGGGAUUACAGCAGUCCAUGAAGUAUACCAAAAGCCUUGGCUUGGCUUUGUUAAAACCCCUGACAUCUACACAUGGCUUGACAAUUUCCUCUUACUGAUAUUAGGGGGAAUCCCAUGGCAAGCAUAUUUCCAGCGAGUCCUUUCAUCUUCAUCUGCUAUGUAUGCUCAAGUGCUAUCAUUUCUGGCAGCUUUUGGAUGUCUUGUGAUGGCACUCCCUGCAAUACUCAUUGGUGCAAUAGGAGCAUCAACAGAUUGGAACCAGACUGAAUAUGGUAUGAUAGAUCCCAAGACAAAAGAUGAAGCUGAUAUGAUUUUACCAAUUGUCCUCCAGUAUCUUUGCCCGGUUUAUAUCUCCUUCUUUGGUCUUGGGGCAGUGUCAGCUGCUGUAAUGUCAUCAGCGGAUUCUUCCAUCUUAUCAGCAAGUUCCAUGUUUGCACGGAAUAUUUAUCAACUUUCAUUUCGGCAAAGUGCAUCAGACAAGGAAAUAGUUUGGGUCAUGCGGAUCACCAUUCUCUUGUUUGGAGCAUCAGCAACAGCAAUGGCCCUGCUUGCAAAAUCAGUUUAUGGACUCUGGUAUCUGAGCUCUGACCUGGUUUACAUCAUCAUCUUCCCUCAGCUCUUGUGCGUCCUUUUUAUCAAAGGAACCAACACCUAUGGUGCUAUUGCAGGAUACUCAUUUGGUCUUUUACUCCGAAUUACAGGAGGAGAACCAUAUCUGUACUUGCAGCCCUUGAUUUUCUAUCCUGGCUGGUACAAAGAUGAUGACGACAUUUACAUUCAGAGAUUUCCCUUCAAGACUCUGGCCAUGCUCACCUCAUUCUUCACUAACAUAGGAGUGUCCUAUUUGGCAAAAUACUUGUUUGAAAGUGGCACUUUGCCACCAAAAGUUGACUUCCUGGAUGCCGUUGUUGCAAAGUACAGUAAGGAGAACAUGGACAAGACAACACUUGUGAAAAAUGACAAUAUAAUUCUUAACGAGCUGGCCCCUGUGAACCCUCGUCACAGUUUGACUCUGAGCACCACGUUCACAAAUCGAGAGGCCUUCAGUGACAUUGAUUCAAGCCCAGAUGUAUCCAAUGCAGAAGAUAAUUGACAGUGACCCAACUGAAGGGAAGCAUUUCUUUCAUAUCCCCUACAGUGCAACAGGGUAUGCCACAAAGAAAGGUUGGGGACAUCUAGUUGGGGGGAAGAAGGGGAACAAAACAUCCCUGCACAAUUCUCUAAGUUAAUUUUUAGAAACAGGAAUUAACUGUU
Molecule: messenger RNA, 2396 nt
Organism: Heteronotia binoei (common prickly gecko)
Lineage: Eukaryota; Metazoa; Chordata; Lepidosauria; Squamata; Gekkonidae
Gene: SLC5A7
Product: solute carrier family 5 member 7
Exons: 9
Coding region: 499-2235 (578 amino acids)
Biological process (GO): transmembrane transport; neuromuscular synaptic transmission; acetylcholine biosynthetic process
Cellular component (GO): dendrite; plasma membrane; perikaryon
Molecular function (GO): choline:sodium symporter activity
Source: RefSeq, a predicted model, not a curated record